GUGAGCGACGUGAACUACAGUGACUUGGUUAAUUCGAUGAAUAGUUGGUUUUGGUUUCGUCUUCUUCAUUAUCGUGAAACGUUGAUUGGUCGGGAUAUAAUAUCGCUGGCACGCACUCUUUACAGUUCUCAUCAAUACAGUCAGAUAGAAAGUGGUUUCGAUAAGAAAUCAGGUCAUCGAUUAAAACGUGAAGGUCAUUUCGGGAAGAAAAAUCGCGAACGCAUAUCAACAUAUUUGUAUAAUAUGGCCUCACCUGAACUUGAAAAGGAACUUGCACCACUUCGUGCAGCUGUGAAAGAGUUUGGUGAUUUGAUACGUUGUCUCAAAGAAAAAGAUGCUCCGAAAACGGAUAUUGACCGAGCAGUUGUUGAGCUGAAAGCUCGAAAGAAAAAACUAGAAGAACGUGAACUUGCUUUGGUGCCCAAAAAUGUUUCGUUUUUUGAUCGAUUGAAAUUUGAAGAUCUAUUGAAGCAGCGCUUCUUUUAUGAUCAAUCAUUUGCUAUCUAUGGAGGUGUAACUGGAUUAUAUGAUUUUGGUCCGAUGGGAUGUGCUAUGAAAGCGAAUAUGAUUAAUCUUUGGAGAAAUCAUUUUGUUCUUGAAGAAAAUAUGCUUGAGGUGGAUUGUUCAGUGUUGACUCCUGAAGCUGUCCUAAAAGCAUCGGGACAUGUUGAUCGAUUUUCGGACUGGAUGGUGAAAGAUCUGAAAACUGGUGAAUGCUUUCGAGCUGACCAUCUGAUCAAGAAUUUUGUUGAGAAAAUGUGCGAGGAUAUAAAGACACCAGCAAGUGUGAAAGAGGAACUAAAGGAAGUCAUGACGAAAUUGGAAGGUUUCAACGAUGCAGAUAUGCACAAUGUCAUCAUGAAGCAUAAUAUCAAAUCUCCAAUGACAGGGAAUGAACUGUCUGAGCCGAUUGCUUUCAAUUUGAUGUUUCCAACAAUGAUAGGACCAACGGGUGAUUUCAGAGCUUACUUACGACCAGAAACAGCGCAAGGCAUCUUUGUUAAUUUCAAACGGUUGUUAGAAUUUAAUCAGGGUAAGCUACCGUUUGCUGCGGCCCAGAUUGGUUCCGGUUUUCGAAACGAGAUUUCUCCGAGACAAGGUCUGAUGAGGUUGCGUGAAUUUACGAUGUGUGAAAUUGAACAUUUUGUUGAUCCGAAUAAUAAAACUCAUCCAAAAUUUGAGCAAGUAAAGGAUUAUAAUCUGAUGUUGUUCUCGGGUUGUAAUCAAAUGGAUGGUGCACCAGCGCAGACAUUGUCAAUUGGGGAUGCUGUUGCUAAGAAGUUGGUUGCAAACGAAACUCUUGGCUACUACAUGGUUCGAGUUCAUAAAUAUCUGAUACGGACUGGAAUAGACCCAAAGAGAAUGCGAUUUAGGCAGCAUUUGACAAAUGAAAUGGCUCAUUACGCCUGUGAUUGUUGGGAUGCUGAAAUUUUGACAUCGUAUGGAUGGAUUGAAUGUGUAGGAGUGGCUGAUCGUGCAUGCUAUGAUUUACUGCAACAUUCGAAAGCUACUGGAGAGAAGCUGGUAGCUGAGAAAGUGCUCAGCGAACCAAAAAUUGUGCAGGUUAUCGAAGCAAUACCCAAUAAGCCAGUGAUUGGAAAAAUUUACAAAACGGAAGCGAAGCAGAUCUUUGCUCGACUUGAACAGCUCACCCCAGAAGAGGUUGAGAAGCUAGAAAAAGAGAUUAUUUCUGCGGGAAAUGCGAGAAUUCAAUGCGGAGAUAAAAUAGUGGAAUUGCAAAAAGAUUACAUCUCCAUUAAAAGAUAUGAAAAAAAGAUGCAUACCGAAGAAUUCUUCCCAUCGGUAAUUGAACCAUCAUUUGGUAUUGGAAGGAUCAUGUAUAGCGUCUUGGAGCAUUCUUUCCGUCAAAGGGAGGGUGAUGAACAAAGAGUGUAUUUUGCACUGCGGCCAGUUGUUGCUCCGAUCAAAUGCUCUAUACUGCCAAUCUCAGCAAAUUCGCGCUUUGAGCCAAUUAUGGCUGCUGUACGCUCAGAGUUAGCCAAAUUUUCUGUGAGCUAUAAACAAGAUGAUAGCAGUGGAUCACUUGGUCGACGUUAUGCUAGAACGGAUGCUAUAGGCAUCCCAUUUGGCAUAACGGUUGAUUUUGAAUCGGAAUCAGAACCAUGGACUGUAACUUUGCGCUUCUCAAUCACAAUGGAGCAGGUUCGACUAAAGGUGAGUGAUGUUGGGAAAACGGUUGCUGAUUUAUCAUCCGAGAGGACAUCUUGGAGUGAAGUGCAACAAAUUUAUCCGAAAUUUGAGCAAAAAUCUGGUGCUUAACAGUGAAAGUUAUUUGUGAAUUGUUCUUGGGAGUGCAAGAACUGAUAGUGGAUUAGAAGCAAAGCUAAUUGUUUGAAUUAUCUUAAAGCUUGUUAGUCAACUUCCUGUUC
Molecule: messenger RNA, 2390 nt
Organism: Loa loa (African eye worm)
Lineage: Eukaryota; Metazoa; Nematoda; Chromadorea; Rhabditida; Onchocercidae
Product: glycyl-tRNA synthetase
Exons: 16
Coding region: 37-2280 (747 amino acids)
Biological process (GO): mitochondrial glycyl-tRNA aminoacylation
Cellular component (GO): cytoplasm; mitochondrion
Molecular function (GO): glycine-tRNA ligase activity; ATP binding
Source: RefSeq, a predicted model, not a curated record